AGAUAAUACACAGGUAAAAUGGUGGAUAACAAAAAAGGUAGAAGAUUCAGUUACAACAAAAUAAAUAAGGAGAUUAGUAUUGAAUAUAUUAAAUUUUACAUUUACAAUUGAAGUAAUUAAGACUGACAAGAAUCUUGUUGCAGACUACCUAUCAAGAAAAAGGAACCCAAACUGAACCAGAAAAAUAUACAAUGGGAGAAAUACUCAAAGCCAUUACUACACUUUCUACGAAAGUGGACAGUAUGGAUAAAGAAUUACAAAAGAUGAAAAAUAUAAGUCAGCAGCAUGACUAUAAAAAUGCGGAGCUAUGUCGAUCGGAAGACAGAAAAAUUUCAGAGCUACAAGGAGACGUUGGAAAACUCCAUAAAAUCCAUGACAAUGUUUGUUUAAAUGCAGCUACAACCAGCACAUCUACAACAAAAGGAGUCAGUGAAAUAAGAUAUUUAAAUUCAAAUAUAAACAAAAUCUUCGAUAAAUCAUUUAUUCCAAAGAACCAAAAAAACUCAUUAUUUAUACCACCACAAAUAACUACUUACUCAGAAAGUUUAAGCCAAGAUAAAAAAAAAGCCUACAACCACAUAACCCGCUCAUAUAUUGAGAACCUUUAUAAAAUUCAAAAUUAUUUAAACUCAACACCGAAAUCUCCAACUACCAAAGACCCUAAUACUGAUUUUAUAACCCAAAAGCUACAAGGAUAUAAUAAGUUAAUAGCACAACCAGGUACUAAUGCAAAUCUAGUAAAAACAUGUUAUAGUUAUGGAUUGCUUAGUACAGUUUAUACCCAAACAGGAGAUGAAAUAUCUACAAUACCAGAGCUAUACAAAGCCUUUAUGAACUAUAAAAGAAUUUCUAAAGGAACAUUAUUUUAUAUAAAGUUUUAUUCCGCACCAGCAGAGAUAUUAUUUGAUGAGAUAAAACCAAUUAUACAAGUCAUAAAGAUCGAUUUAACCACAGAUAUGAUAAAACCAAUGCAAAUACUAACUGAUGAUAGCUGGACUUUAGAUCAAUCUUGGAGAAAAUUAAUGCACCUUGAAAUUGGUUAAAAAGAUCUUUUGUACGAGGCAAAGGGUAUUUGUUUCAAAUAGCGACCCUAUUCAAUUGCCGGAAAGCGAUACACAUUCUUAUACUACCAUUUUUUUCUUAACAAACAAGAAUGGAGCACCCCAUGGAGAAGUGCUAGGAUGAAUAAAUCCUUCAUAAAGAAGACCUUGGAUUUGAGCCUUAAGAUCUCGUGAUUCCAUUGGGUCCAUGCGAUAUGGAGGGAUGUAAAUAGGACGAGUACCAGACUCUAAAUCAAUGCAAAAAUCUAUAUGCCUAUCCAAUGGCAUACCAGGCAAAUCUGUAGGAAACAUUUCUCUAAAUUUUGACACCAGUGUGAUGAAUUCAAUAGAUAGAGACUCAACCUCAACUUCUGGGAUAUGAGCCAAAUUAUCAAAAAAAAAAACCUUCACUACCAAUUUUAUAACCCAAAUUGAGGAUAUGAUAUUUGCAUGCUUAGGCUUGUACACCCUUUCCCACCUAUAAUUUUUCUCUUCCCUAAAUUUCUAGAGUUACAUACUUAGUAUUACUGUUAAGCUUAACAUAUUAGCAGGAUAACCAAGUCAUGCCUUAGACUAUAUCACUCUCAAUUAUAUGAAAAAUAACUAAAUCAGCCCAAGUUUGCUAACCCAUAAACAAAAUAGGACAAGCACGAUAGACAUGUGUGACUAUGAAAGACUUUCCAACUGGGGUAGAAACAUGUAUAGGGGCAUAAAGUAUAUCACAAAUCAUGUCAAACUUUGAGGAAAAUCGCACAGAUACAUAAGAAUAAUUAGAACACAGAUCAAAUAACACAUUAGCCAGCCGGUCACAGACAAGAAUAAUACCUCUGAUCACUGCGUCAGGCUCCUCUGCCUCAUCUUUUCCCGAAAAAGCAUAACACUCAACCAUACCUUCAUGUCUUGUCACUUUCCUGGCUAGUUUCACAUUACCCCUGCCUGUGUUACCAUUUCCUCUACCUCCGUAGCCUCUCUGAUUUCUCCUCGCCGACCAUGUGGACUUUCUUGACUAUUAAUACCAAUUCUUGCGGGUACCACUAUUCUAGUCCAUUUCUGCACCUAAUCCAACACACGUGGGUUGGGAUAAUCUCUCCGUAUAUCCCAGGUUGUCCAUAAUCUUAGAACGUACGAUGAAAUGAUGGUGAGCCUCCUGUCAAAGGUGAGACUCCCUAUUUGUCCUAUAUCAAAUUAUGAGGUAGAGUUCCCGAGUAGUUGAUUGUAUAGGCGGGGCAUGGUUGACUGAAUUGGUCUAGCUACAAGUGUUGGCCUCCCUGCCCCUUUGGAGUAUAAACCUUGUAAGUUACAAAGUUUUUAUCCCUUUUUUCUAAUGCCUUAACCUGACCGUCUCGCGUCACCCCUUCCACUUUCUUAGCAAAGUUACAUUAUUAAAGCUCUUUCCUUAAUAGGUAAUAUCAAUAGAUAAUACCUGCAAUUGAGAAUUUAAUCGCUUAAUAAAUAAAAAAAAUUCUCUCAUCCUCAAGAUUCACCAAUUGAGUAGAAUAUCUAGACAAAGCAUGGAACUUAGCCUCAUAAGCAGCCAUAGUCAUACCACGUUCCUCAAAAGCCAGGAAUUCGUCCUUCUUACUAUCCCUAAAAGUUCUAGGCAUAUAUUUCUCCAAAAAUAGAGCAUGAAAUCUGGUCCAAGUAAGUGAAGUAAAAUUGAAUAUCUGCAUUCUAUAUAAGAUCUCCAGCACUACUAACCUUAUCAUUGAAGUUGAAAAGUCACGAACCAAAUCCCAUGCUGAUGUACAAUUCCCAACUUAUGAAUCCUCUCAUAACAAUCUAGGAUGAACUCAUAUGUUUCUCCACUCUCAAAACCAUGGAACAUAGGCAGUUUUCAACUUCAACAACUUGGUCAACAUCUCAUGUUCAUUACCAGUCAUAAUAGGACCCAACAGAGGGCAAAAGAAAGCAUCAUUACCUCUAAUUCCACCUGCCUUAAGAAAGGUGAUAGCCAUAGGAGAAUUGGUAGGAGUUUGAGUUGCUUGAACAGAAGGUAACACUCUAGUACAAACUAACCCUUUUAGGUAUGACAUGAUCUGUUAAGCUAACAAUGGGUCAAUGAAAGAUUGCAUGUUGUCUCAGCCUGUACCUCUUCCUCUUGUCCGACCUCCUCAAUAUUUUUAACCUUAACAUUUUCCUCUAUCUCUUCAUGAUGUACGGGUGUGACCUCGUUUUGGGGAGCACUUUCAAUAAUUACCGCAUCUCUAUUAGGCGUUAUUCUUCCUCAAUAUCUACCCUUAUCUCUUUAUCUACCAUUGUCUCGACUGCGACCUCUCACUGUAGAUUCCUUAGCUAGAUAAUUGAGGGGAGCUACAAGUUAGACGCGCAAUGAAUAUAGUGUUAACCUUUCAUGGAAAGAAAAGCGAAAGAGGUUUGAUACCAAUUCGAAUAGAUAGAUACCAAUUGGAAUCAAUUUAUAGCACAAAGGAGACAGGAGAAAACACGGAGAUUUCCUAAAGCCCGAUAGUCUCUCGAAGAAAAGUAAAGGUGUCUCUACACCGUUUCGCAAGACUCGACUAGAAUUUCUUUGGUACAUCAAGAUCAACGAAUCUAGGCUCUGAUACCAAGUUAUUCACAACCCAGACCUUUGUGAUUGACACCGACACUAACCCUCAUAUGGGAGAACCAUUUAUACUAAUUAGCUAACCAAAUUAAUCCAAAUACCAAACCAUUUGAAUUACGAAAGCAAUUUAAGUAACUAAAAACUGAAGUUUUCAUAUGCUUCCAAAAGAUCUAAGAACUAAGCAAUGAAGAAAUAAUACGCCUAGAACUUGAAAUAAAUGUACCAAAACUUCUUACAAGAUCCAUAAGACUAACAAGAAGGGUCUUAACCCAAAGCUAAUAACACUAUAUAUAAUUAGAAAAUUCUAAGUCUGAAAUGUGGACAUAAAAAGAAGAAGAUCUCAUGGCAGGAAAGAAGAAUUGGCUCACUCUUGAAUUUGAUAGACGAUCACUGAUCUUCUAAACGAGGUCUGUCAAUAGCCGCUUGAAAAUAUCCUUUACUGAACAAAGAAAGAGCAAGUGCAGUAUAUGUACACAACAAUAGUGUACUAGUAGGAUCACGCUACCACCCCUCUAAGUGCGACAUAUAUAAGUUAAUACAACAUAACAAUCACACGCGUACAACGAAUAUACAUAAUAUCAUCAAAAUUUAUGAACAACGUACAAUUUCACAUUUCUCAAAAUACACCAUUAUAAAAAAUCAUUGGUCCUCUCGUGCAACCAAAACCCAAACUGUUAGGAUACCCUGAUGUGGUACCAGAUCCAAUGUUUUAUACCAGAAUGUGGCAAUCGAUUCCAUAAUUAUGCUAGAAGAUGGAAACUAAUCCACGUUAGUGUGUCAGAACGCAACACUCGAUCAAUUCAACAAGACACAAUCACAAUCAAAAGUAUACUCUCGAGAUCAUAUAAUCAAAUCACGAUCCAUAGAAUUCAUCAUUUAUUUAUCUCAUUUAUAAUAAAUGUGAUCAAUAAUGAAACAUUCACAUAUAUACAUUUAAUAAUGAAGCAAGAACAAAUAUGCAUCACACAUUCAUAUAAUCACAACCAUCACCUACCCCGAUCAUGCUUGAAUCCCCUAAAAACUUAACUCUUCACUUUCUUGAUUAUUUACACUUGUUCUUGGUCUACAAAAGAUCAAUAUAAUACGAAACUCAAUAAACAAUAACUAAUAACCUGAAUAACUAACAAUUCUAUCAACCCUAUAUCAUACCCAUGAUCCCCAUACCAAGAUUAGGGCUUUCUUCACCAUUAUUUCCAGAUCAAAACCUUUAUCCGUCGAUAAUUACCGAUUAGAUGACGUUUUACGGAUCAAAAAAUGUAUUCGGGAGUUAAACUUUUACCUUUAGCAUCAAGAAUGAUAAAAGACAGUCAAGAAAACCCUGUGUUCGUUCCUUAGCUCUCAAGUUUUAAAAUUGCAAAAUAAAAUACUUUUGUGGUUUAUUUACGACUUUAAGUCCUGUUUGCCCUGCCAUGGCGGUACCCAUCCCGAGCCCUAACAGUAGAAAUCCCGCCUCAAAGUCUUUUAUGGAACUAAUGAGAAAAAUUAAUAAUUUCAAGACCCCAUUUCACAAUACAGUUUCAACCAACGACAUUUAGAAACAAAACGUUUACGCUAAGAUCAAUUCUAGGAGUUCUACUCGCCUGAAUUCAUUUAUGUGAAGUCGUUCGGUUCCUUAAUGACUUAUCUAUCUACUGGUGUGAUCAAAUUCUUAAUUAGAUCACCCAAUUGUUACCAGAUUACCUAGAGGUUAUUGACUCUAAUUUCAUCCAAA
Molecule: messenger RNA, 5314 nt
Organism: Solanum lycopersicum (tomato)
Lineage: Eukaryota; Viridiplantae; Streptophyta; Magnoliopsida; Solanales; Solanaceae
Source: RefSeq, a predicted model, not a curated record